Mycena citricolor is the source of this 1297-nucleotide messenger RNA. The record is from the annotation of a GenBank genome assembly. Lineage: Eukaryota; Fungi; Basidiomycota; Agaricomycetes; Agaricales; Mycenaceae.
UUGGUGUCAUCCCGUUUCUGUGGUUUUGCCUAGUGCACCACCUUCUAUCACGCCGACACAGGUGUCUUUCAAUCAGGUCCGCUCUCAGUAGUUCCCUCAAGCCCUCAAAGCAUCCCCUUCCUUUGCCAUCGUUCUUUGCCCCAUCAUGUUCUCCAAACGCACCUUCCUCGCUCUUUGCACCCUCGCGGCGUCCUCUGUCUCUGUGCAGGCCAAGCAGAGCUUCGAGACUGAGACUUUCUGUGCCACCGCCACGAUCGCUAUCAGCACCGUCGUCCACACGCACACCCAGACCGUGGUCAGCACCCACACAGUGACGAGCACCGCCGUUUCAUCCACCAGCACGUCCGCGUCAUCUUCUUCUGGCUCUAGCUCGAGCAGCAACAACAGCGGAAGCAGCAGCAGCAGCAGCAGCAACAACAGUGGAAGCAGCAGCAGCAACAACAACAGCGGAAGUAGCAGCAGCAGCAGCAGCAGCUCUGGAUCUAGCAACAACUCUGGCAGCAACAACUCCGGAAGCGCGGUCACCACCUCCGACAGCGUGGCCGCGUCGACAUCCUCCGCGGUCCUGGCUCUCUCUACCGCGGGUUCGAGCACCACUACUGCCGUUUUGGCCACGUCCACCGGUGGUGUCACAGAUGCGACUGCCGCCCAGACCUCGCUCACCCUGGACCCGAAUGUCAUUUGCCCCAACUUCACCGACGACGGACAGAAUCCUCCGGUGACAGGUCAAAGCGCGUCGCAGACCUCGACGAACAACUACAUUAACUUCUGUGCCCUGACGCUGCCGGGCACGCCGUUGACGAACGGCGCCCAGGUCACCACCGGAUCUUGCAACCCCGUGCCGAUCGGCUCGAUCCCCUCCACCAGCAACAUGCCCUCGUCCAAGUUCCAGUUCCCGAAGAACUUCGGCACGGUUGAUGCGCUGGUUCCGUUCAACCUGACGAUGAAGAUCCGGGGCAUGCAGACCGGUGCAUUCACCAACGCGGCGUCGACGUACUACGCCGCCCCGCAACAGCUGAACUCGGCCGGCCAGAUCAUCGGUCACACUCACUUUGUUGUUGAGAGCUUGAGCACGAUCGACCAGACUACCCCGAACGACGCGCGCAAGUUCGUCUUCUUCAAGGGUAUCAACAAUGCCGCGGACUCCAACGGCUUGCUCUCCACCUCGGUGACCGCUGGUCUGCCCGUGGGCUCGUACCGUGUUUGCUCGAUCAACACUGCGAUGAACCACCAGCCGGCAAUUGUCCCGAUUGCCCAGCACGGUUCCCUUGACGACUGCAGCUACGUUAGUGGAUAG